AUGGAGUCGAAGCAUAAAUCAAAGCAAAUUGAAAAACAAGACUUAAAAGAUAGAAGCAAGAAACAAUAAAGGCAACAGCAAGAUGAUAACAGUGAAAAUAGUGAUGAUGGAUAGGAUUUUAAUGAUGAUGUUGGAAUUGAUGAAGAAAUAGUUGUUGUUCCUUCAUAGGUAACCUAAAAUGCAGGUGGGAGAGAUGACUAUCAUACCAGAUAAAGAUUAGUUGUCAUUCUAGAGCAAGCUACACUUGAAAUAGCACAAACAAAAAGAGGCAUUGAAUUGAUAAACUGUGAUGAUCAUGAGAAGUUAAUUACAAAGAUGAAAAGAUCUCCAGAAGAUUUUAGACCUGAUAUUGCUCACUAGAUUUACAUAAGGACUAGUAAGAAUGUUCUUAUUGAGAUAAAUCCUCAGAUAAGACUUCCUCGUACCUUCAAGCGUUUUUCAGGACUUAUGGCAUAGCUUUUGACUAAAUAAAGAAUAUCUGCUCCAGUCUUAGAGUCAUAAAGCAGAUCAAACAAUGAUAACUUCUUGAUGAAGGUCAUUAGACCUCCUAUUUCAUCCUAUUUACCUAAAGGAGCUAAGAGAAUAGGCAUGUCUGUUAAAGGCAAACUUGUCAACUUUAGGCAGCAUGUAAGGGAAGCAUUGGAUGUCCAGGAUAAACCAGUGAUUUUUGUUGUUGGAUGCACAUCAAUUGGUAAUCCCACAGUUGAUCUUGAAUAUACUGAUGAUACCAUUAGUAUUUCUCAUUAUCCAUUGAGUGCUCAGUGUGUUUGCAGCAAAAUAUGUAAUACAUUUACUGAUUUUUGGAAUAUACUUUGA
Stylonychia lemnae is the source of this 816-nucleotide messenger RNA. NCBI's taxonomy places the organism in Eukaryota, Ciliophora, Spirotrichea, Sporadotrichida, Oxytrichidae. The record is from the annotation of a GenBank genome assembly.